UAAUCCCAAUAACCCUCGCCUCUCGUUCUCUACUGCCUCCGCUCUCCUUCGUCCAACCAAACCCACCGAAGCCAGCCGCCUCUCCUUCGCUCCGACUGUGGAGGUCGCGGUCGUGCUCCCCUCUCCUUCGCUUCGGGUAGGAGUGAGGAAGUAGCGGCCGCAGCGAGGUGAAGAAGACAUUGACGUGACAAGCGGCGUGGGAAGGAGAAGAAGAUUUCAACGGAGAAGAAGAGAAAAUGGCAGAUGUGGUCAAGGAUUUAACUUCUGGUACUAUGGGAGGUGCAGCACAAUUGAUUGUUGGGCACCCUUUUGACACAGUAAAAGUAAAGCUCCAAAGCCAGCCAGCCCCACUUCCCGGACAAGUGCUCAAGUUUUCUGGAGCAAUGGAUGCUGUUAAGCAGACAAUUGCAGCAGAAGGCCCAAGAGGUUUAUACAAAGGGAUGGGAGCUCCUCUUGCCACUGUUGCAGCUUUCAACGCCGUCUUGUUUACCGUGAGAGGACAAAUGGAGGCUUUACUGAGGUCUGAAUCUGGCGUCCCUCUCACAGUUCAGCAGCAGAUCAUAUGUGGCGCUGGUGCUGGAGUUGCAGUUUCAAUUCUAGCUUGCCCAACGGAACUAAUUAAGUGCAGAUUGCAGGCACAGAGUGCUUUAUCAUCCACAUCUGCUACAGGCCACGUUAAAUAUGGCGGACCCAUGGACGUGGCAAGGCAUGUUCUGAGAUCCGAAGGUGGUCUGAGAGGCUUAUUCAAAGGUGUGGUUCCUACCUUAGCACGAGAGGUCCCCGGAAACGCUAUCAUGUUUGGCGUCUAUGAAGCCCUCAAGAAGAGCAUGGCCGGCGGCCCGGACACCUCAGGGCUCGGUCGUGGUUCGCUGAUGGUGGCCGGAGGAUUGGCCGGAGCAUCUUUCUGGGCUUUAGUUUAUCCGACGGAUGUCAUUAAGAGUGUGAUACAGGUUGAUGACUAUCGAAACCCGAAGUUUUCUGGAUCUAUUGACGCCUUCAAGAAGAUUUUGGCUACGGAAGGUGUCAAAGGAUUGUACAAAGGGUUUGGUCCUGCUAUGGCUAGAAGUGUUCCUGCCAAUGCUGCUUGUUUCUUGGCGUAUGAGAUUACCAAAUCAAGCUUUGGUUAGAGAGAAUAGGGUUGGAAUUUUGUUAGAUUAUCUUCAUUUGAUAGUGAGUUCGUUUUGAUUUGAAUCAUAAGAAUAAGUUUUAUGUAAUUUUUAAGAUUAAAGCUGCAUUUAUUAACCCAAUUUGUGCAAACAUUUGAUUUGUUGAUGGACCUAUUCUUUGGAGUUC
This is a messenger RNA of Phalaenopsis equestris, 1293 nucleotides long. Its product is annotated as mitochondrial carnitine/acylcarnitine carrier-like protein. The transcript has 3 exons. Gene Ontology annotation, molecular function: L-ornithine transmembrane transporter activity. The record is from RefSeq and is a predicted model, not a curated record. NCBI's taxonomy places the organism in Eukaryota, Viridiplantae, Streptophyta, Magnoliopsida, Asparagales, Orchidaceae. The coding region runs from base 237 to 1127 and encodes 296 amino acids. Gene Ontology annotation, biological process: mitochondrial L-ornithine transmembrane transport.